This is a messenger RNA of Lytechinus variegatus (green sea urchin), 698 nucleotides long. RefSeq lists its product as uncharacterized. Bases 1 to 672 code for a protein of 223 amino acids. NCBI's taxonomy places the organism in Eukaryota, Metazoa, Echinodermata, Echinoidea, Temnopleuroida, Toxopneustidae. The transcript is spliced from 5 exons. The record is from RefSeq and is a predicted model, not a curated record.
AUGGGAAAGGAAACGCCUAGAAAAAGAAGCAAGUACUUCCAAAGGGACGAAGUCGAAGCGCUCCUGCAGUUUGUGGCCACUAGGAAACAUGAACUGUUUGGAACUGGAGGAAAGGGGAGCAGCAAAGAAGAAAAGUUGAAAGAAAGAACCUGGAAAAGAGCAACGCAUUUUACGAAAUGGCGAGACAUGGCUGCAAAAGCCAAAUCAUAUAAAGCCCCAAUGACAGGUGGUGGACCACCACCAGAGUACAAUGACAUACACGAGCGAGUUUUGGCAAUUUUGGCCAAAGAAGUUGUCAACGGAAUCUUGCCAGAAGAUGAGCAAAAUUCACAGGAUUCAGAGGCUACGGAUCUGAGCUUGUAUAAUGAAGAUGUUUCAGGCCCAAUUGUUUAUCAGUGUCAGCCUCUGCCUCAGCCCCAGCCUCAGCCUGAGCCUCGGUCUAUCCAGUCUAAUCAGUCGCGAGAAAUUUUGACGCAGAGACCUGCACAGAUCAGGCAAUUAGAAAUUCAGGAGGAGCUGCUGAGAAUACAACAGGCCAAAUUAAUAGUUAAACAGAAGCAAUUACAUGUAAGCGAAUCAAUUUUGGAAGAGCUAAGGAGUAUCCACAAUACCCUAGCAAAUCAACCCUCAGCCAUAGAUCUCCUUAAUUCAACUCAGCAAGGGCGCUAUUAAUAAUUUUUUCUACAUAAUGUUAUACA